AUGCGCCUCUUUCCCAACUCUCGAAAAGCUCCAGCGCUCGGCCCUCGCAACGUCCAGCCUGCGCGUACAUGCUCACAAGCGCGUUCUCCGGCCUUCUUCCAGAUCCCUCAAGCUGGAGCAAGCGCCAAGGACGCUGAGAGUAGCGAUGUCGGGCUUGAUCCCCGCCGAGUCCAUGCUCCUAAACAUCUCGAUCGCCUUGCAGCCAUGCCUGUUCUUGGCGAAUGCCGCGAUGAUGAAGUUCCAGGAGAAGAGGCUUCUUCGCGGGAGGGCGUGGAAGACCUGGAUGGCGUCGUCGACGCUGCCGCAUUUGCCAUACAUCUGGAGGAGGUGAUCGCCGAGGAGGCGACAAUGUGGGCGUGGAUUCGCCGCCCCUGCGGUAGGUCUGCCGCAUUAGGAGCGCGGCGUAGGUCUGGCGCACCUGGAAGGGCGACUGGAAUUGCAAGUGGUCGUCGAGGCGCAAAGGUUUAUAGUGGAUAUGCUAGGAAUAUGCUAGUGAAAGUCUUUUAUACGUUCGGCCCGAAGCUAAAACUUUCAGUAUAUAAGCUCACUCGUGCAAGUGCAAAGCAAUCAUCCAUGGCGAGCAACAUGAUAGCUUUGAUCUUGAUCUUGCUGGUGGUGGUAUGGGCAGCACCGUUUGCGAUUGCGCGGCCAGCGGCUCUGGAAGGCGAUCGCGCUCUAGAGAUCAAGAACAUGUUCGAGGAUUGGGCUGCCAAGCACGGCAAGAGUUACAGCAGCGACUCGGAGAAGGCUCGCAGGCUGAUGAUCUUCUCCGACACUUUGGCGUACAUCGAGAAGCACAACGCGCAGCCCAACACCACCUUCACGCUCGGCCUCAACAAGUUCUCGGAUCUCACAAAUGCCGAGUUCCGAGCCAAUUACGUUGGCAAAUUCAAGUCCCCGCGCUACCAGGAUCGCCGCCCGGCCAAGGACGUGGACGUGGACGUGUCGAGCCUCCCGACGAGCUUGGAUUGGAGGCAGGAGGGAGCUGUGACACCGAUUAAAGAUCAGGGCCAGUGCGGGAGCUGCUGGGCUUUCUCGGCGAUUGCAUCGAUCGAGAGUGCACACUUUCUGGCGACGAAGGAGCUCGUUUCUCUGUCCGAGCAGCAAUUGAUAGACUGUGACACGGUAGACCAAGGAUGCCAGGGUGGGUUUCCGGAGGAUGCGUUUAAGUUCGUGGUGGAAAACGGUGGUGUCACCACGGAGGAGGCCUAUCCAUAUACAGGAUUUGCAGGCAGUUGCAACGCGAACAAGAAUAAGGUGGUGGAGAUCACUGGUUAUAAAGACGUCACAAAGGACAGUGCUGACGCCCUGAUGAAAGCAGUCUCCAAAACUCCCGUGACCGUUGGCAUCUGCGGCAGCGACCAAAACUUCCAGAAUUACAGAAGUGGAAUUCUUUCUGGUCAGUGCAGCAAUUCGCGGGAUCAUGCGGUCUUGGUCAUUGGAUAUGGAACCGAAGGUGGGAUGCCCUACUGGAUCAUCAAAAACUCGUGGGGAACUUCCUGGGGGGAGAAUGGAUUCAUGAAAAUCAAGAAAAAGGAUGGAGAAGGGAUGUUAGAUCCAGAGUUAGAUAUAGCCACAGCAUCACGAUCUAGGGAGAGCUGCAGGCUUGCAGCAGCUAUGGAGCCAUAG
This is a messenger RNA of Selaginella moellendorffii, 1629 nucleotides long. RefSeq names its product senescence-specific cysteine protease SAG39. Gene Ontology annotation, cellular component: lysosome. Bases 1 to 1629 code for a protein of 542 amino acids. NCBI's taxonomy places the organism in Eukaryota, Viridiplantae, Streptophyta, Lycopodiopsida, Selaginellales, Selaginellaceae. The transcript has 6 exons. Gene Ontology annotation, molecular function: cysteine-type endopeptidase activity. The record is from RefSeq and is a predicted model, not a curated record.